Messenger RNA from Solanum tuberosum (potato), 462 nucleotides. Its product is annotated as 2-isopropylmalate synthase A-like. The transcript is spliced from 4 exons. Gene Ontology annotation, cellular component: chloroplast. Gene Ontology annotation, biological process: L-leucine biosynthetic process. The record is from RefSeq and is a predicted model, not a curated record. Gene Ontology annotation, molecular function: 2-isopropylmalate synthase activity. Bases 1 to 462 code for a protein of 153 amino acids. Lineage: Eukaryota; Viridiplantae; Streptophyta; Magnoliopsida; Solanales; Solanaceae.
AUGGCUCAAACAAAACAUAAAAUAAGGAACAAGAGGACCCGCCGGAAUGACAAAUUCUCUGAUCCUAACUAUGUUUCAAUUUUCGACACGACGCUUCGUGAUGGAGAGCAGGCUCCUGGUGCCUCCAUGAUGGCUACACAAAAGAUGGACAUUGCAUGUCAGCUCGUCAAGCUUGGUGUUGAUGUAUUUGAGGCUAGUUUUCCAGCUUCCUCUGAGAUUGAGUUUGAGCUUGUAAAGUGUAUAGCACAUGAAAUUGGUAAUAGCGUAGAUGAAGAGGGAUAUGUACCAAUGAUUUGUGGUAUGGCGAGAUCUACUAAGGAAGAUAUCGAUAGAGCUUGGGAGAGUUUUAAGUAUGCAAAGACACCGAUGAUUUGUACGUUUAUCGCGACAAGCGAUAUACAUAUGAAAUAUAAAUUGAAUAUGAGUAGAGAAGAAGUUGUGGAGAGAGCGAGAAUGAUCUGA